AUGGUUCAGUACGACCAAUUCCCUCAGAUGGUGGACGGUAGCCUUCCAACACGUGAGAAGGCCACAGAGUCUCACCCGGAGAUCGCCAGGUCUCCCAGUCAAACUGAAGUGACCGGCGCCUUGCACCCGCGGCUUCGGAGGCUUUCUCAGAGUCAUAGUCCUCAACAACACUACUGCGCGAAAUGUCAUAUGCGGCGCUCAUCACACAACCUCGUACUGACACGCAGCCGCUCUCACCUCAGCAGCGACGAUGAGGACUCCGAGAGCUUCUGCCCAGACAUCUGUAUGCCCACAGAGGUUCAUCGCCCGCGCGUCCACACCAGGCGACAUUCUGGCCUCUGUCCCGGUAAUCUCAUCUCACAAGAGCACAACGAUGGCAGGACUUCGCCAACACAAAUGACGCGCAAGAAUUCCUCCACCCCGCACAACUCGGCUUCCAAUGCCAAUUGUCACUGUGAGACCAUCAUCCCAGGCGACAACCUGGAUGAAAGAUAUGGCCUCGUGGAAGAGCCCGAAGAAAUCAAGCCUCGGAGACAAAGAGCAAGCUUAGACCAACAGGCUGCUGAGCAGAUGGCGCAAAUCAUGCGCGAAGAACUCAUAGCUGAUUUGAGAGCAAGACAGCCCAUGCUCUGA
Molecule: messenger RNA, 633 nt
Organism: Exophiala spinifera
Lineage: Eukaryota; Fungi; Ascomycota; Eurotiomycetes; Chaetothyriales; Herpotrichiellaceae
Exons: 2
Coding region: 1-633 (210 amino acids)
Source: RefSeq, a predicted model, not a curated record